AUGGCACUCGCACUCAGCUCGAGGUCCAGUCCCGGGGCGAUCAGUCCUCCAGCCAGCGAACCGGCAAGUGCACAUCAACAAGUGAGCGAGGAUGCUCCUCCACAAGGCGGAUUUUUGUUCAUCGCAUCAACUGGCCAGAGGACGCAGAAGGAUCCCAAGCAGCUCAAAACACUGCGCGCACAUGUUAUGCGCAAUUAUCUGGAACGAAGCCAUGCAGAGCAACAAGAGACAGAACCGAAGGAAUUCUCUGUCAUGUCUUUUGCGAGUACCAGAGUACGGACGCAGAGACAGAAGACUGCUGUAACUGGCGGGCAGAAGAUGAGAUUUAGAAUGCGAUCCGGUGAAUUGGAGCAGAGAUACCCCCAUCGAGAUCCGAAAGGUAAGAAGAAGGCCAAGCCUGCGCGAGAUGGGACAGAAAACGAAGCCGAAUCCAACGUCAAUGUGCAGCAGACGGGAGCCGCUGAGUCGGGAUUUGUACCUGGCAUACCUGUUACAUGGCUUGAAGCACGAAAGAUCGAUGUUUUCGGCGUGUUACCAGUCCGCUUGGACGAAGGGGAUGAAGCAAGCCUGUACCUGUUUCGCAACUAUGACAGGUACCCGUGGUGUCCAAUCAACGGACAGAGCAGCUGGUCCCAAUUCGCCAUUAGCGACCAGCUGGUCUUUCACGCGACCAUGUAUAGCUGGGGAGUACACUUCCGUCAUCGCCGAGCUGUUCCGGAUUCGCAGGAAGAAAUGAAAACGCUGCAGCAUAAAUUGGCCGCCAUCUCACUGAUCAACGACCGUCUAUCAGAUUCGCGACAGGCAGCGAGUGAUGAAACGAUCGCGGCGGUGGCCGCUCUGACGAACAUUGCCCUCGUAAUGGAUUCAUACCCGGAGGCGAGCAAACACAUGGCGGGCAUGCAUGCCAUUGUCGAAUUGCGGGGCGGCAUGUCGUCCCUUCGUUCGAGCAUUCAGCAACAUCUUCAACGCUUGAUUAGUUGGAACGAUCUGAUAUACUCGGAGGUCUUUGACGAAAAAUUGCGCUUCCCACCGAUUGAGGUGUGGGAUGAAUCCUGGGCAGGCUUUCAACAGCGCACCUUUUCUGGGCCCUUGCCUGGCUUGAGCCGAGCCGAGCUGAGGGCGGCUGGCGUUCCUCACCACAAGGUCCUAGAUUUGCUGAAUGACAUUCGCGACCUGUGUGAGGCCGAGCAACUCAACCCUCUAAGCACUCUCGUCGAGGAUGGGAGGAUGCGCCGUGGUGACAUGUUUCAUCGGGUGGAAAGGAAAUUGAGACUUAUUGUACAAGGAGACACGGGUCCAGGGAACAACCGUUGGGCUGCAACCGUCUGGCGCUCAGUGUCUCUGGCAGCGUUGCUCUUCACUCAUCACCACUUGCGAGGGAACCCCCUUAAAUACCGCCAUUUCAACGUUUUGGCAACGCAACUCUACGACACACUGUUGACCAUGGACGAGGACCUCAGAGAGCUGGACUUUGCCCCGGCAAUGUUGACCCAGUCGUUGGAAGAAGUGCUUACACAAACAUUGAAACUGACCCAACAAGCCACUGCCUCAUCCAGCAAAAUCACUGACUUCCUGUCAAAUCUCUACGGUCAGGCGCUAAACAUCAACACUGUACUCUGCAGAUCUAGCCUCUUCGCCCGCGCCCGUCCCAAACAGUGGCCCGCUGCGUCUACCGAGGAGAUGCGUCAACUCUCUGCGCAACUCCACGUUUUGGCAGGCAUGAACCUGGACUCCUUCUGGCCUGUCGCACGUCCUGCAGAACCGAUGAGCAAUGCUCCACACAGAACUCACCCAGGUAGCGGCUAUAUUAGUUGGCAGGAUGCCGACGUCCUCUGGGAGGACGUAGGUUCUGACGAGGAUGAAGACGACCAGAGUGAAGAAGAACUCGUCCGAAAUAGUCCGCGGCCCAUCCGACAUCUGCACCCCUGGGCACGAUCCCGAGUCUACGACUUGCGCCGAUAUAACGACGAAAAUAUGUGGGGCCCUUUCACCGACGACGGCACUGAACGCAUCGAUUGGGAAAAGGUGCAGGCUAUCAUGAUUGUCAUUAGCUACAACCACAGAAUGUACAAUGAACGACGUGGGUGGGGCGGCACGGACUUCCUGGGCCUCCCUAGUUCUCCUCCGGACUCUAAAGAGGAGGGAGGCAGGUCAGUCUCAUCGACCAGAACCGACCUCCUCAGACCGUGGGAAUACCUCUUCUCCGGCAUCGCGCCCAACAGUUAUGUAUCGUCCCCCCUCACUGGAAAGAUCAAGCCCACUCCCAAUCCCGAGCUUGAUGCCCUAGACCCCUAUGGGGUCACCGGGACUUGGGUGCGCAUCGUCUGUUUCCUAGACUACAAUGACCUCUAUCGCUUCAAUUUCGAAGGAAGCGCAGAUAUUCCUGACGACCAGGAGCGGGAGCCCAUCCGCACGAGAGAGGCAUUUCGAUUGAUUAGACUGCAACUGCACGUCACGAAGAUAGAAGAGCAAGAGGAAAAGGGGAAAGAUGGGAAGGAUUUGUUGCCGGUGGUUCACUUCGAGGGCACCAGCCGGAGUACCUUCAUGGCCUGGGAUCCUAACGCGAACUCUUGGAUCAGAGGAACCGUCCGCGAAACCCCGUCUGGGGCGAUCCGCUGGACCUCGUUCUCUAUCAUCCACGACGAAGAACGCUGGCGCUCCGAGGGCGUACAGGUCGGUGGCCUCCGCAGUGCCCGUGGCAUCCUGGGCAAUUGGUUUGACAAGGACUACGACGUGCACGGCCCCGCCGGCCCAACGGCGUUUUGGAAGGUGUCUGACGACAUAGUCGAGGAGAAGAGGCAUAAUCUUCCCCAGAUGAUGCAGAUUUUUAUGGCCGAGUAG
This is a messenger RNA of Fonsecaea erecta, 2841 nucleotides long. RefSeq lists its product as hypothetical. The transcript has 3 exons. The record is from RefSeq and is a predicted model, not a curated record. NCBI's taxonomy places the organism in Eukaryota, Fungi, Ascomycota, Eurotiomycetes, Chaetothyriales, Herpotrichiellaceae. The coding region runs from base 1 to 2841 and encodes 946 amino acids.